AUGGGGGUGGGUAUUUCACAAAGCUGCUGCCAGGGAGAGUCGCAGAGGGUUGUCUGCGACCUAGAUCACUCCUCGAGUCUGUCCCUCCUUUAUCUUGACAAAGAGAUCGAGGAUGACCUCACAUCAACAAGAGGAAGCAGCGAUGCUUCGAGCAGAGCGAGUCAUGCAGGUCAAACCGGGAAGCUCCGUGGUGUACCAGUCCUGCGAGUGCAGGCUGCGAUGCCGGUACUUGCUAAGGCAAGUGGCCUGGACAGGACUGGCAUCGAGGAGUUGCAGAAUGUUCUGAGAAGCCACGGGGUAGACACUACGAGCUGGGGCUCUCAUGGGACAAAAUCGAUCGAGCAUCUUUUUUGGGAACUCUUCAUCCAGCAUGGAAGCAUAUUGACUGGAAUUGGGACGACGAGGCUGAAGCGGGUCACUCGACUAUUGAAGUUGCGUCUGGUCGCAGACAUCGAUGGUGUGGAUCACGUCGUCUUGUCGCGACUGCAGUUCAUGCACGAUGGACAGCAGAUCCAGCGCCAACAGCUUCCCUUACGAAGGCUCGCCUGGAAGCUGCCGACAGACAGCCCCCUGUUGCCGUCCUGUGAAGCUAAUGUAUAUAAUGAGGACUACGAGUAUGUGGAGUCCUGGCGCAGCUGCUGUAUGUCUGUUCUGGAAGAGAGGCUUGGAAUUUCCAUGACAACUGCUCAGCAGCAACUUAAGGAAGUUGCCAAUACGUAUACCUACCAGAAUGACGACAACGUCGCGAGCGAGGGCUAUCCUGGGUUGACUACUCUGUACGGUGUGCACCAGGUCACGUUCAGAGUCGUAAAUCCAGACCACAGCAAGGUAGCGGGCAUUGGCCUACCCCUGGGGCAGGAGUUCGCUACAGCAGACGGCCACUUCAGCUUGGAGAGGUUUCACUGCAAAGAGCCCAUCCCCAUCGGUUCUCAGCUCAAUGUCUGGUUCUGGAUGCCGUGCACUGAAUUUGACAAGGCUUGUGCCGGGCAGAGUCUGCCACGCUCAGACUGCGGUGAGUCUCCCUCCAUCGGGCGCCUCGAGGCGGAGCUGACAUUCCUGAAGCGUGUUCCGGUGGCACCGGCCAUAUCCAAGACGGCAUCCAUGAAUCCAGGCGUCGCUGGCAAAGAAGCCAACAUGACCAAGAGAGGUGCUCCCAAUGCCCAUCUGCGUCGCAUCCUAGCGAAUAAGAGAACCGACUGGAAGACGGUGAGGAAGAUGGCGAACAGGAUAAUGGACAAAGACUAUACCCUAGCGCAGUUCACUCAGGACCUUGCAGCCUUCCCCGAACUGUCCCUAUACCUGCGGGAUGGAGUGGGGGAGACUGGAUCGGGUCGAACGACAGACGAUGAGUAUCAGCGCACCGUCUGUGCUUUCUUCGCCAUCUACUGGCUCAUGCGCCUGGACACAGAUGGCCGUCAGGGCUUCUGCUUCGGCACAGACAUCGACUGGAAUGUUCUGAAGGAAUCCGCACUGCAGGAGGGGCAGGUGGCGGUCCAAACACGGACCGUGUCCCCGGAGCUGCAACAACGCUUCUACAAGGUUGAUCGCCGCCUGGCAUUUUUCAACAAUGCCCAGUGGGGCUUCUUCCGCCGACUCAUGGUGGAUGCCGGCUUGUUGCAGGAGACGAGUGCUGGAUCAAGGACAGCCUACAAAGUGCAGGAGACGCGUAUGGGGCUCAGGGAGGCUUUGACCGCGAUCCAUGACAUCAUGAAGAUGGAGAACUUGCUGCCAACGGUACAGCAAGAGCACCACGGCUAUCAUGGCUAUGCAGCCGGUGACGUGAUCGGUGAUCACGACACCGCCUUGUGCUAUAUCCUGGACCACUACACGGAGUUGCUGCCCUCCUUCAAGGAGCUUGACCCGGCGGAGCGUCAGUCGGUGCAGUUCACACAGUGCAAUCUUUGCUUCAACCAUGGUUGGCUCGUGCAGGCAGAGGCCCCGCCAGGAGCCAUCUUCACGAAGUUUCGUGAAGCCAUCGCCAAGGAUCGGCGGCUACACGCCGGGGCGAGAGAUGUGGCUCUUUAUUUUGUACAUUGGCUUACCGACUUGGCCGGUGCUGAGCCAACACCGCUCGGCGGCUGUGAGAAGUUUGUGAUCAAGUUCCCUCUGCACGUGUUGAACAGCUUUCUGCAAUCUUUCAAGCUCAUCGAGGGCAUCACGUCUGCAACGGAGACGCAGGUCAUGGAGAGAUACCUCAAGUACCGGUGGACUGAUCACGUGCCCUCCCUGAAAGAGGCUCCAGAAGGUCCUCAUGCUAUCGCCGCCAUGCGCCUCCUCUGCAUGGCACAGGCGGCGGGCAAGCUUCUGUUUGAUGUGGGAGACGCAAGUAGCAUAGGCAGUGCUACCGAUUCUCGGAGGUUCGCCUCCCCUAGGAGCAAUGCUGCAGUGCACUACAGUAGUGCUCACAGACUCGGCCUCCAGCUCCAAAUUAUACAUUCAGCAAUUCCCGAAAGGUCCUGUGCAGGUGGAGCAGUUGGGUCUUUCUGCGAGCAAGAGUCGCGAGAUUCAGCCGGAGUGUCGAGGCAAAUGGGCGAACGGUGGUGGAUGCCUUCAACCUCGAGUUGCCACAGGAGGACAUCUUGGAAACGUUCGGGAGGAAUAUCGGAAGUCGGGACAUGUAGUUACAGUCCUCACCUUGCAGGGCUUGUGGCUUUGCAUAAUAUGUACACUUCAAACGUUGUGGGAGCUACCUGGUCUGCAGGCCCAGGCAAACUUCUAAACUCUGCUGGUGCAGGACAAGGAGGUCUUGAGUGUGGAAAUGGCACGAACGGGCUGUGCAGGCGCUUCCGUCCGAGAAGCAGCUGCAGCAGAGAGACCAGUAUCCAAAACCGAACCCUUUUCAUGUCAACCCCACACUCUGCUUCCACGGCGAGGCCAGUCCUUCACUCCAACCUUGGUGCCGAAGGAGGUCCUGUCGAAACCGGCUUGCGCCCGAAUUUCCACCCAUUUCCUGCGCGUGCGUGGAGGCGGUUGGAGCACAAGUGCUGUGUAGGUUGCACUGCAUGA
Messenger RNA from Symbiodinium sp. CCMP2456, 3006 nucleotides. Lineage: Eukaryota; Dinophyceae; Suessiales; Symbiodiniaceae. The record is from the annotation of a GenBank genome assembly.